UCACAUUCACUUCUGAAAGAAAGUUUAGUUGGCAAGGAAAGAAUGGGGCGGACAGCAAGCAAAAGGCGAGCUAGGGACAUUGAUGAUGUUGAGAAUCUUAACAAGGCUUUCGAGCAAGUAUUUACUCUCGAUGAUAAUGGGUCUGAAGGAAAAAUUUCAGGCAGAAACAAUGGGGUUGGGAUAAUUGGCAAGGAACAAACGUCUAGUGUUUGCUCGCGAAUCGAUGUAUCAAGCAGGAGUGAAAGGACUUCAUCUACUACUAAGAAAAGGCGAAAUAGAAGAAGAAAAAAAUUAAGAGAAAGAAUCAUGGAGCAACAAGUUCCAUCCAAGAAUCAACAACUAACAUCACAUAUAAUCUUCUUAAGAAGAAAACUGGGAUUGGCAUCCAUAGCUCCACCUCCAAGUAAAAAACUAGACAUCAAUAAACAAGCAUCAUUUGUGAAGAUCUUCCAUAACAAAUUAGAAUCAAUUGACUCUAGUUCUACGGGGGCUGACGUUAUGAGGAGAUUAGGUCUUCCACUUCCAGCUACAAAGCAAGACUCAAAAACGUCAGUGAGCUGCCGAGGAGAAGCAGAGAAGUAUAAAGAGAUUCUUGCAAUUGAAGCUUUAAACUGGUUAGCAGCUCAACCUCUUCAGAAGAAGCAAAGAUCAUUAUUAAUCCCAGGCAGUGAGCAGUCGACAGCGAAACUGACUUCUACUUUGGACACAGAGUUCAGCAGAUUACAUGUCUGAAGAUAUGAGGGUGUGUGUUUGUCUCUACAGUAUUUUGAUUUGUUAUUAGUACUGAUAGGUUUUGAUCUGUACUUCAGUGUAAUCGCGCAAUAGUUAGUUUGUCAGAAGUAGAAGCUGACAUCUCAGAUCUCAAAAUGAGUUUUUGACAUUUGAAGAAUAAAGUUUAAUCUUUAACAGAGCUUGUUGUUACAGACAUACCAAAAAAAAAAAAGCUUGUUUA
This is a messenger RNA of Papaver somniferum (opium poppy), 952 nucleotides long. RefSeq lists its product as uncharacterized. NCBI's taxonomy places the organism in Eukaryota, Viridiplantae, Streptophyta, Magnoliopsida, Ranunculales, Papaveraceae. The transcript has 4 exons. The record is from RefSeq and is a predicted model, not a curated record. Bases 43 to 732 code for a protein of 229 amino acids.